AUGGCGCCGGACAGAGGAACAGUGCCUCACAGAGGGAAAACCUCUAGGACAUGGGAUGCCCUCAACCCCUCGUUGUCGCCAUGGAUCCUCGAUGCAGUAUCCGCCAUGAAUUUCACCCGCAUGACACCCGUCCAAGCCUCGACGAUCCCUCUCUUCAUGGCCUACAAAGAUGUCGUAGUUGAAGCUGUCACGGGCAGUGGGAAGACGUUGGCAUAUCUCAUACCGGUGGUGGAAAAGCUGUUAAGACUGGAAGAGCCGCUCAAGAGACAUCAUGUCGGUGCCAUCAUCGUUUCUCCCACCAGAGAACUGGCCACACAAAUUUACAACGUCCUGGUUUCUUUACUGAGAUUCCACCGUCCUUCUGCGGCGACGCUCGAACCGUUGGAUGCACAGGUUGAUUCUGUUCCAGAAAAUGACACAGAUUCCUUUCCCUCAUCAACACUGAAAGUUGUCCCGCAGCUGCUGGUGGGCGGUUACACCACACCCGCGCAAGACCUGAGUAAAUUCCUCAAGACUUCCCCGAAUGUGUUGGUUGCGACACCAGGCCGCCUUGUCGACAUCAUGACCUCAAGAGAUGUCCACUACCCGAAAUCUUCGUUCGAGAUGCUCGUGCUUGACGAGGCCGACCGAUUGCUCGACCACGGGUUUAAGGACGAGCUGACCAAGAUUCUGAACCUCCUACCAAAGGAGCGGAGAACAGGUCUCUUCAGUGCAAGUGUGAGCGAAGCACUAGAUCAACUGAUUCGCGUGGGUCUGCGGAAUCCUGUGAAGAUCGAAGUCAAAGUAAAAGGCGCAAACGGAGUGGAAGACAAGCGGACGCCAGCGAGUCUCAAGAUGACCUAUGCGGUGACUACAGCUUCUCAAAGAUUCCCAUUCUUAGCAGCUCUACUCAAGCACCUUGAUCCAAUGCCGCUUCGGACCAUCGUAUACUUGUCCACUUGUGCCGCGGUGGACUACUUCCAGGCCUUGCUCCCGUCUAUCAUGCCCUCGGAAGCGGUGCUUGUGCCUUUACAUGGUAAGCAUCCGGCGAAUGUGCGAGAGAAGAACUUCAUCCGCUUCACAGACUCAGCUUCUCCCUCUGUACUGCUGACCACGGAUGUUGCCGCAAGGGGUUUGGAUAUCCCCUCUGUGGACUUGGUGGUACAGAUUGACCCCCCUUCAGAUUCCAAGGUCUUUCUGCAUCGAUGCGGGCGAGCGGGUCGCGCAGGGCGCAAGGGUCUCAGUGUCGUGCUUCUCCUCCCUCACGAGCAAGACUACGUGGAAUUUCUGAAAGUCCGACACACCCCCAUCGAGCCAUUGAUUGAACCUGGCACUUCCGACCUGGCGGAUGACUGCCACGCGGCUGAGCAGAAAUUCUGGAAGAUCGUCCUCACGGAUCGCGCGUUGCACGACAAGGGCCAGAGGGCAUUCGUGAGCUGGGUGCGGAGCUAUUCGAAACACGAAGCAAAAUCCAUCUUCAGCUUGAAUGGGAUCGACUGGAACGACCACGCAGCUGCCUGGGGUCUAUUGAAGAUGCCCAAGAUUGCCGAGCUCAAGAACACCAAGCUACAGCCUUACGAGGGCGCCGCCGACGUCGAUUGGGAUACGUUCGGGUACAAGGACAAACAACGGGAGAAACACCGGAAACAAAUGCUCGAAGAGGGUGGUCCGCUUGUUCGCAAGGAGACGACCGACUCCAAGAAGCGCAAGAAAGGCACCACGGUCGCUUGGUCGGAGAAGCUGGAGCGCAAGGCAAACAAGGAAGUCAAGCGGUCCAAGAAGGAAGCGCGGAGACAACACGACAGGGUUGCAAAGAUGACGGAAGAUGAGAAGCGAUACGAGGCCGAGACUGCGCGGAUGAUUGAGCAGCUCCGUCGGCGCCAGCAAGCGAAGGCCAGCAACGCCCAUGAAGACGUCUUUGAAGGCUUUGGAUGA
Messenger RNA from Fonsecaea multimorphosa CBS 102226, 1914 nucleotides. RefSeq lists its product as uncharacterized. Gene Ontology annotation, cellular component: nucleolus. The coding region runs from base 1 to 1914 and encodes 637 amino acids. The record is from RefSeq and is a predicted model, not a curated record. NCBI's taxonomy places the organism in Eukaryota, Fungi, Ascomycota, Eurotiomycetes, Chaetothyriales, Herpotrichiellaceae. Gene Ontology annotation, molecular function: nucleic acid binding; ATP binding; RNA helicase activity. The transcript has a single exon.